Messenger RNA from Malassezia vespertilionis, 651 nucleotides. RefSeq lists its product as uncharacterized. The coding region runs from base 1 to 651 and encodes 216 amino acids. Gene Ontology annotation, biological process: mitochondrial respiratory chain complex I assembly; iron-sulfur cluster assembly. The transcript has a single exon. The record is from RefSeq and is a predicted model, not a curated record. Gene Ontology annotation, cellular component: mitochondrion. Lineage: Eukaryota; Fungi; Basidiomycota; Malasseziomycetes; Malasseziales; Malasseziaceae. Gene Ontology annotation, molecular function: ATP binding; 4 iron, 4 sulfur cluster binding.
AUGUCGAUGGGUUUUCUCUUGCCGCCCUCCUCGUCUGGCUCCAACGCGGACACGCCUGUUGUAUGGCGUGGCCUUAUGGUGAUGAAGGCAGUCCAACAGCUCCUAUUUGACGUGGACUGGCGGGCAGGUGUAUCACCGGAGACGGAUCCAUCGACUGCAGGGCUUGCGCCGCUUGAUGUAUUGGUCAUCGAUAUGCCGCCGGGGACAGGCGACGUUGCGCUGAGUCUCAGUCAGCUUGUGAAAGUAGACGGCGCCGUUGUGGUGAGCACGCCGCAGCAUGUAGCGCUGACUGAUGCGCGCAAGGGCAUCACCAUGUUUAACAAGGUCCAUGUUCCAGUACGUGCUUUUAUUCGCUACUUACCAAAGAUUUUGGGACUGGUUUUGAACAUGGCCCAUUUUAUUGCGCCUGAUACGGGUGCCACAUACCCAUUGUUCGGCCCUUCCGAUGCUUUUGACCAAUUGACACAUCACUUACAAGUGCCAGUGCUGGGGAAAUUGCCGCUGGAAAUGUACGUUAGCCAGGGUGGCGACGCAGGCAUCCCAGAAGUGAUCCGUCCACAAUCACAAAACGCGACUGUACCGGAAAAUACGUGCCAGCGCAUUUUCAUGGAAAUGGCAAGGCUUGCGUGGAGGGAGAUUGCUAUGCACUGA